UGUAAUGCGUGUAGGCUUUUAAUACACCUUCACAUCCUCUUGGGGUACUAAUGAACAGGCUGGAGACUGUAUUCAGAGACAGUUAUGGCGGUAUUGGUGCUAAUAGGUUCCUCCUGCCUCAUGCUAUAUCAGAAGUACAGUAUAUCAUCAAACGACUUCACAGCAUUGUCAGGAUUCUGUUCCCUUUUUUGGAUGGUUCUGAUCAGGACGUGACUGCUAUUGGGUUAACUCGAUUGGGUGAUGCUGACCCUGACGACUACCUCUGCAUUAACUCAGGCUACACUUUGUUACAUCCACUUGUAUUCCAGCGUAUCUAUCCAUCACUGAAGAUGCUAUACAUAUUGCAUCAUGUUGAUGAUGACAAGGAGUACAGUAGAGGGACAGAGUUUCUAUCUCAAAUGGACGACGAAAGACUUCUUCAUUUUAUACAUUUUCCACAAAAUUUAUGUAAGACGAUUUUGGGAAAAGAAGACAACACUGUUCUCGAGGAUCUAGAGAAUGCUGCUAUUGUACUCCAAAGGAUGAAUACGCUAUAUGCACCUGGGGAAUUUCUGGACCUCUUCAGAGUUGCAUUUCAGCAGCUGUCAAAUAUCCAGCAGUUGUCUUGUGAUGUAUUGCUACCAUCAGUUGUGUUUAUUGUGGUAAAGGCUGGUCUCUCUCAUCUUGGAGCUUAUCUUCAUUAUUUGACUGACUUUGCUUAUACUGAACCUGCCGAUGAAUAUACAUUAGUCACUUAUGAGGCAGCUUAUAACUUUAUUAGAAAACAAGGUGCACUCACUUAAUGAGAGAGAAAUGGAAAUUAUUAUUAUUAUGUAUGUAUGUAUGUACAGUGUUAUUAUCAAAUCAUUUUUUAUCAUUCUGUUAAGCUUUGUUAAUUUAAUUUAA
This is a messenger RNA of Amphimedon queenslandica, 885 nucleotides long. RefSeq names its product alsin-like. Gene Ontology annotation, cellular component: cytoplasm; intracellular membrane-bounded organelle. Bases 51 to 782 code for a protein of 243 amino acids. Gene Ontology annotation, molecular function: small GTPase binding; guanyl-nucleotide exchange factor activity. The record is from RefSeq and is a predicted model, not a curated record. Lineage: Eukaryota; Metazoa; Porifera; Demospongiae; Haplosclerida; Niphatidae. The transcript is spliced from 8 exons. Gene Ontology annotation, biological process: regulation of GTPase activity; endosomal transport.